Grus americana (Whooping crane) is the source of this 7146-nucleotide messenger RNA. RefSeq names its product semaphorin 3A (gene SEMA3A). The coding region runs from base 361 to 2679 and encodes 772 amino acids. Lineage: Eukaryota; Metazoa; Chordata; Aves; Gruiformes; Gruidae. The record is from RefSeq and is a predicted model, not a curated record. Gene Ontology annotation, biological process: semaphorin-plexin signaling pathway; neural crest cell migration; positive regulation of neuron migration. Gene Ontology annotation, molecular function: chemorepellent activity; neuropilin binding; semaphorin receptor binding. The transcript has 17 exons.
CGGCCCCGGCCCCGGCCCCGGCCCCUGCCCCCGGCCCGCGCCGCCGCCCGCCGCCGCCGCCCGCAUCAUGCCGCCCCCCCGCCCGCACGCCACUCGCGCCCGGGGGCUGCCUCCUUUUCCGGCCCGCGGCGUGUGCGUGAGAGGGGCUUGAAGUUGCCCCGGCGGCGGCGGCGAGGCGGGGGGCCGGGGCGGCUGGCGGCGGCGGCGGCGGGGCGCGGCGGGGCGCGGCGGGGCGCGGAGCCCACCCCCAUCACCUGUUACCUCCGCUCCCCAGGUUGCCUGAAGUUCCCCGGCGGCGCCCGGCAGGACGGGGAGCGCCGCGGCUCCGGCUCGCAGGGACCCUACAGUGGCUGCUGCAGCAUGGGCUGGCUCAGGGGGAUUGCCUUGCUUUCCUUGGGAGUAUUACUAGCAGGAAGAGUGAACUGCCAGCAUGUGAAGAAUAACGUGCCAAGGCUCAAAUUAUCCUAUAAAGAAAUGUUGGAAUCCAACAAUAUAAUAAAUUUCAAUGGACUAGCUAAUAGCUCCAGUUACCAUACUUUCCUCUUGGAUGAAGAACGCAGCCGGCUGUACGUUGGAGCAAAGGAUCACAUAUUUUCUUUCAACCUGGUUAACAUCAAGGAGUAUCAAAAGAUUGUUUGGCCUGUAUCUCAUUCCCGAAGGGAUGAGUGCAAGUGGGCUGGAAAAGAUAUUCUGAGAGAAUGUGCUAAUUUCAUCAAGGUGCUUAAGACUUACAACCAAACCCACUUGUAUGCCUGCGGAACAGGGGCUUUUCAUCCAGUCUGCACCUAUAUUGAAGUUGGAAGCCAUCCUGAGGACAACAUUUUUAGAAUGGAAGAUUCACAUUUUGAAAAUGGCCGAGGCAAAAGCCCUUAUGAUCCUAAGCUGCUGACAGCUUCUCUUUUAGUAGAUGGAGAACUGUACUCUGGCACAGCAGCAGACUUCAUGGGCAGGGACUUUGCCAUUUUCCGAACUCUGGGGCAUCAUCAUCCAAUCAGAACGGAGCAGCAUGACUCCCGGUGGCUAAAUGAUCCUAGAUUUAUUAGUGCUCACCUGAUACCAGAGAGCGACAAUCCAGAAGAUGACAAAAUCUAUUUCUUCUUCCGUGAAAAUGCGAUAGAUGGAGAGCACACUGGAAAAGCCACUCACGCCAGAAUAGGGCAGAUCUGCAAGAACGACUUCGGUGGACACAGGAGCCUUGUUAACAAAUGGACAACUUUCCUCAAAGCACGUGUGAUAUGUUCUGUGCCCGGACCCAAUGGCAUUGACACACACUUUGAUGAACUACAGGAUGUGUUCCUAAUGAACUCAAAAGACCCUAAAAAUCCAAUAGUCUACGGAGUGUUUACAACUUCCAGUAAUAUCUUCAAGGGGUCGGCAGUGUGUAUGUACAGCAUGACUGAUGUGAGGAGGGUAUUUCUUGGUCCCUACGCCCACCGAGAUGGCCCAAACUACCAGUGGGUUCCCUACCAAGGGCGAGUGCCAUAUCCACGACCAGGAACUUGUCCCAGCAAAACAUUUGGAGGCUUUGAUUCCACCAAGGACCUUCCUGAUGAAGUUAUAACAUUUGCAAGAAGUCAUCCAGCCAUGUACAACCCAGUAUUCCCCAUCAACAACCGUCCAAUCAUGAUCAAAACGGACGUGGAUUACCAGUUCACGCAGAUAGUAGUAGAUCGAGUGGAUGCAGAAGAUGGCCAGUACGAUGUAAUGUUCAUUGGCACAGAUAUUGGAACAGUUCUUAAAGUGGUUUCAAUUCCUAAGGAGACUUGGCAUGAAUUAGAGGAAGUCUUGCUGGAAGAAAUGACAGUCUUUCGGGAACCCACUGUUAUUUCAGCAAUGAAGAUUUCCACAAAACAGCAACAGCUCUACAUUGGCUCAGCCACUGGCGUUUCACAGCUUCCUUUACACCGCUGUGAUGUGUACGGAAAAGCAUGUGCUGAGUGUUGCCUUGCGAGAGACCCUUACUGUGCCUGGGACGGUGCAUCUUGCUCACGUUACUUCCCCACUGCCAAGAGACGUACUAGACGACAAGACAUCCGAAAUGGAGACCCGCUUACCCACUGCUCGGACCUGCAGCAUCACGAUAACCCAAGUGGUCAGACCCUGGAGGAAAAGAUUAUCUAUGGUGUAGAGAAUAGCAGCACUUUUCUUGAGUGCAGUCCAAAAUCUCAGCGUGCUGUAGUCUACUGGCAAUUCCAGAAGCAAAAUGAUGACCGCAAAGAAGAGAUAAAAGUGGAUGAUCGCAUGAUCCGGACAGAACAGGGCCUAUUGCUACGAAGUCUUCAACGGAGAGACUCUGGUAUUUAUUUUUGUCAUGCUGUGGAGCAUGGCUUCAUGCAAACUUUGCUCAAAGUGACCCUGGAAGUAAUUGAUACUGACCACCUGGAAGAGCUGCUCCAUAAAGAAGAAGAUGGUGAUGCCUCCAAGACCAAGGAUGCUACCAAUAGCAUGACCCCCAGUCAAAAGAUAUGGUAUAGAGACUUCAUGCAGUUAAUCAAUCACCCCAAUCUCAACACAAUGGAUGAGUUCUGUGAGCAGGUUUGGAAAAGAGACCGCAAACAGCGCCGGCAAAGGCCUGCCAAUGCGCAGGUGAAUACGAAUAAGUGGAAGCACCUACAAGAGAAUAAAAAAGGUAGGAACAGGAGGACCCAUGAAUUUGAGAGGGCACCACGGAGUGUCUGAGCUACAUUACCUCUAGGAACCUCAUCCAAGUAGAAACUUGUAUAGACAGAUAACUGGAAAAAAAAUGCAAUAUUCAUGAACUUUUUCAUGGCAUUAUGUGGAUGUUUACAAGAGUGGAAAGUUCAAACAAUUUCCACCAGGUUUAAAUAAAAUCCAUUUCUAACUUUCCUAGUAAGUCCUUCCUCUCUGCUCUAAGACCAGAAUGACCAGAGUUUCAAGGAUGAUAACUCACCCGGACCUAGCUUACUGCUCAAAAAGUUCUGCAAGUGUUCAGCAAGCAAGUUUUGCUUUCUCUUUGGCCAAGAUAUAAACAAAAUGCUGUAUUUCAUGCUGUCAUCUUAAAGAAGAAAAACAAAACCCACCUUUCAUCAUCAGCACUAUCAUUUCUAGACUUAUAUAUAAAACUGCAUGAACUCAUUAAGCUGAUGAACAUCUAAACACGUGAUUGGACACAAGGAUUUUGUUCUUGUUUGGUCUACCAGUUUUCCUGUUUAUAUGUACCAAGAGGAAAAUACUGAAUGAGAUUGUGGAAAUCUGAACAACAUAAGCCACCCAUCAUCUGGAAGAACAAAAAAAUGUGGAGUACACUGGCCUACUACUGAUGACUUCGUUCAGCUUUGAUCUAAAGAUGUAUUUUAUUAAAACUAUAAUUUAAAUGUACAAUGAAAAAUAUGCAGCAAACAUUAGUUCUUUUCUAAAAUAGAUUAGACUUUUUGUCUUAGAAAUGUUGUACUUUCUAAUUAUUGGUUUAGAGGAAAAAAAUGACAACUUCCGAUUAUGAGCUGCUUUACUUUUUUGUUUGGAAAAUCUUUCAGGGGAGCUAGUCACAUUGCAGUUAACCUCCUCCCCUCUCAGUAAUCUAUAUGACAUGUAACUUCAAAACAAUUUUAAAACUAAACUAUUUUAACAUGAAAGUCGCUGUAUAGCAUGGAAGUCUUCUGCAUUCUUUUUUUCUAAGUAUGGUAUUUGAAAUGAUUCAACUUGUAUAAUACCUUGCUAUAGAUUGAACCAAUGAAGAGGAGAGCAUUGAUUUUCAGUUGUAUAUUUUUUUUAAUUAAAAAAGUAAAUAGCAUUAAAAUACCCUCUACUAAUUACACUCUUGCUUUCUUGGUUCGUAAAUAUUUGUGAAUGCUAAUAUUUAAAUACUGUGGCUCAUAGACUGUCAUAUAUCCAUGAGCAAAGCUCACAUUCAGUUUAAGGAGUUUUGUUCCCAGCUCAGUGGUAGAAAUACGUCCACACUACUGAUUCUCAGUGCUCCAUUCUUUCUGUCGGCCAGAUCACACAAAUGCAAAGAACCAGCACUAGGCCACAUAAACAGUAACCUCAAAGCCAGCUCUCUGUUUUAAGAUCUAAAGGACAGUUUUAUCUUUGGGCGAAGUCUGCUGCAGUAGUAAAUUGGUGAAGUUCAGCUUAAGACUAGUUUAUACUAACAGACGAUUUGGUCCUGUUCUUUUGUCUUAUUCUAUAUACGAGAGCGCCACGGGGUAAAACAGACAAUGUACUUGCACCAUAAGUGUCAGUUUAGGGUUAUAAGUAGUGGAUUUAUUCACCUCAGCACAGACGUGCCUUUGGUCCCCAGUUCUAUGGUGUCCAGUUCUUUUGAGGUCAUCUUUCUCCAGCCUCCCAUAUUUUAUCUUGGUAGAGUCCAUAAAUGACAUAAUUUCAAAUAAUGUCAUUGUGGGGAAAAUUACUAGAACAAAGUCCUUAGUUUGCUAAAGGAGCUUUUAUAUGAAAGUGUGUCUGUAUUGAUGACUGAUCCAUUUUGCUGUUACUCACUCCAGAUUAUUUAAUUUAUCAAUCACUACACUAUCAGCCUUAUCAGAUACCAUACAACAUAACUGCUGUGACAGCCUCUCUCACAAUAUGUCCUAGUCUCCUUGCCACUCACUAAUUCAAGUAUCCUUCCGAUUAGUGAAGCUUUGGCUUCUUGCCUCCAAAGCAAUUGGGUUUUCAUUAACGGCCCAGUCACUUUAGUCCCCUUUGAAUCUUUUUUCAGGGGAUGAACCUGAAAGAUUUUUUGUUAUGUAAUUCUUUAGCAAAAAAUUCAUUGAAUAGACCAGGACAAGGCUGUAAGGCCAUGGUUUAGGAAAGCAUUUGAGAAUUUAGUUUUAAAGCAACUUUAAGUCUCUCUUACGUUUAACUUGACUCAUAGAAUCAUAGAAUGGUUUGGAUUGGAAGAAACCUUAAAGAUUAUCUAGUUCCACCCCCCUGCCAUGGACAGGCACACCCUCCACUAGACCAGGUUGCUCAAAACCCCAUCCAGCCUGGCCUUGAACACUUCCAGGAAGGUGGCAUCCGCAGCUUCACUGAAUGAUCUGUUUGCCUCACCAGCCUCAUGGAGAAGAUUUUUUUUCCUAAUAUCUAAUCUAAAUCUACCCUCCUUCAGCUUAAAGACAUUACCUCUAGUCCUAUCACUACACUCCCUGAUAAACAGUCCCUCUCCAUCUUUCCUGUAGGCCCCUUCAGGUACUGGAAGGCCACAAUUAGGUCUCCCCAGAGCCUUCUCUUCUCCAGGCUGAACAACCCCAACUCUCUCAGCCUGCCCUCAUAAGAGAGGUGCUCCAGCCCUCUGAUCAGCUUCGUGGCCUCCUCUGGACUUGCUCCAGCACUUCCAUGUCUUUCUUGUGCUGGGGGCCCCAGAACCAGAUGCAGUACUCCAGGUGGGGUCUCAUGAGAAUGGAGGGACAGAAUCACCUCCAUUGACCCACUGGUCACACUUCUUUUGAUGCAGCCCAGGAUACGGUUGGCUUUCUGGGCUGCAAAGAACUCCUGUGGACUCCUGUGAACUUUAAUAUGCUGUUAAAUUCCCAUACUUUCACGAUGUGCUGAAUAGGGAUGAAACAAAACAUAGGUUCAACUACGUGCUUUCCUGUACAGAAGUAUUAAUUUUUCAGCUCAGCUUAUGAUUAAUUUGUGAGUAUUGCUUUCAGCUGAAGUAUUUAAUUGUAAUCACAGAACACUUUUUAGCCUUUUGUGUAGGGCUAUUGUGUACCAUUGAGUCAUUAGAAUACUCUUUGUUACAAAAGGAAACAGUUUUAAAAUGAACCUCAGAGAAUUCAGUAAGAAAAAUACAGAUUGAUUUCAACAGACCCUAAAUUACUUUCUUUCCUUUUUUACAUAUUAAUGGAUCUGCUAUCUAACUUUUUUUUCUCUACCAUGCUCAUAGCAACUGGAUCUAUAGCAACUUGCUGCAAAAAAAUCAAACCAAAACCAACAUCUUUCACCACCCUUGAAGAAGAAACAAAUUAAAUUACGUCAGGAUAAGAUAUGUUUUUCUGUGCAGUGAAAGAGAAUCUGUAAGAACAAAAUUACAGAAGUUGCCAUGUUUUUACUAUAACCUGGCAGUCAAAUUGGACAAUUGACAAUUGGACAACUUCAAUCCAAACCUCACUGACACGAGUAGUCUUGUUUAUGUCUUUGUAUUUGCUUAUAUAAAUAAGAUGGCAGAGGAUCAAGCCAGCAGUAGAAAUAUUUUUUUUUCAGGUUCAUAUUAUGGUCAAGUUGAAACAGCAUUUAAUACUGAUGUGAAAUGAACUUUUUUCAGAGAACAUAAGCCUUAAUGAAUUCAUGUAUAGAAAGAUGCCCUGCAGCUUCAGUAACAUUCAUAUCCCCAUUUGUGUCAUUAUACUUUAAAGCAACAUAAGGUUUGAAGGUAAAGGCAAAAAUGGUGUUUCUAUAAAUCAUCAAUAAAAUCCUCUAAACCCUAGUUACAGACUUUAGAAAAAGUAAGUAAAAAGUUGUGUUGAAGCUGGAGAGAAAUAAACAUUUUCAUUUAUAACCAGAAAGAUCUAUUUUGAUUUGUUUUAAGAUAUCCAUUUGCAAGGAACAAAAAUGCAUUGAAUCUUAUUCUUACUCAUCUACACUUUGCCCUUGCAUGGAUCACUGAAGACGGGAAUUUGUUCAAUGACUCCUAAAAACUGUAUGGUUAUGCUAAACUAUAACAUCAAACUGAGAAAAUGUGCAUCUUUGCAGAACAGAGUUAAAUCUUCAUGACCCAAUAAAGUCACUAUGUAAAAAAGAAAAAAAAAAUUAAGUUAAAUGCAUGUGAAUGCGCAUUUACUGAUCCUUUUUAUGUAUUAUUUAGUGAAUAUCAAUGGUAUGUGUUUAAUAGUUCAGUUUUUGCUACCUACACAUUAGCCAAAAGAGAUGUAAAUAUUUUUGACUAGAUAAGGAGGUACAGUGUAAAGUACUGUUAUCUAGAGGUACUCCAUUUCGGUGUGUUCAGCAUAAUACUAAAAUGCAAGAUUUUGCCACACAGGUAAUAAGGUGGUUUAUUUGCUAUAUCAGUGACAAAGUUAUGUGCUUAUUCUUUAAGCGCAUUCCUCACUGAGUAGUAAAUAACUCUACUUCUGUAUUUAUCACUUCAAUUCAGAUGGGAACUAGAAAACUGGAGAGAAAAAAAUGUAAUGAAACUGCUGCUGUAAAUUAUUUCUUUUAGCAUGUAUUCAGUUGUUAAAUAAACAUUUC